This is a messenger RNA of Panonychus citri (citrus red mite), 2125 nucleotides long. RefSeq names its product apoptosis inhibitor 5-like (gene cass). The record is from RefSeq and is a predicted model, not a curated record. Gene Ontology annotation, cellular component: nucleus. Lineage: Eukaryota; Metazoa; Arthropoda; Arachnida; Trombidiformes; Tetranychidae. Gene Ontology annotation, biological process: negative regulation of apoptotic process. The transcript is spliced from 4 exons. Bases 147 to 1832 code for a protein of 561 amino acids. Gene Ontology annotation, molecular function: RNA binding.
UCUGGUUUAUUAGGUUGUUGUUUAUUGAUUUUUAAUUCAUUUAAUUGAUUGUGACCCUUUAAUUAGUUACCUAUUGUCAUUUACCUGUUUUUUACCUUUACCUUUUUCACCUCAUUUGAUGCUUUUGUAAUUCAACCAUCACCACAAUGACUGCUAUUGAUAAAAUGUAUGACAACUACAACAUCCUUGUGGAUGCAGGGGAUAAAAUAACCGAGCAUGAAGAUAAAUACCUGGAGAUUCUUAGCUCUGUCAAAGGUUCUGCUAACGAGAAGAGACUUGCUUCUCAAUUUAUCAUCAAAUUUUUUAAACAUUUCCCUACACAUUUCAAUGCUGCAAUUGAUGCAUUACUUGAUCUUUGUGAAGAUGAUGAUAUCAACAUAAGAAAACAAGCUAUAAAAGAUUUACCUUCCAUUUGUAAGGAUUGUAAGGAAUAUGUUCCUCGGAUCACUGACAUUCUUGCCCAAUUACUUUUGGCCGAAGAUACCACCGAAUUACAAAUAGUUAACAAUUCGUUGAUUGCCGUUUGUAAAUUAGACCCGAGAGGUUUUCUAGGAGGUAUUUUCUUACAAAUCGAAAGUGGAGAAGAUAUGACCAAGGAGCGCGUUCUUAAAUUCUUAUCUACCAAGAUGAAAACUCUUCCUGAGGACACAUGGACAAAAGAAGAUGAAGAAUUUAUUCUCCAAGAGAGUCGUAAAGCUUUAUUAGAAACUUGUACAAAGGAAGAUUUCAUGUGUCUCAUGAAUGUUUUAUCCAGUCUCAAGAUAUCCAAAACAAUCACCGCUCAACAAGUUCUAAUUGAUAUGAUUACUGAACAUGCUGAAUUAGAUAGUCCCUUCAACCCAGCGGAACCUGAAAUGAUUGAAAAGUUUUGUAUGUGUGUUAAAGCAGCGAUCCCGCACUUUUCACCCUUUGUACCAUCAAAUCUUUUCGUUCAAUACAUUUGUACUCAAAUUAUUCCUUGCAUGAACGAAAUGGUUGCCUCUGUAACUGGUGAAAUGGCCGACACGGAAGUGGAAUGUCUCCAACAAUUAGCUGAACUGUCUACUUUCAUUCAACCAACCAACACGAAUCUCCCGAUCAACCUGGACGAAUGUCAAGAAUUGGUAUUCAGUAAACUGUUUGACUACAUGCCAUCGCCCUCUCUUUCAAUAGAAACCGAGGAAAAGUCAGAAGAACCAAGUCUUCAAUUAUUUCCUCUUGAGUCUCUAAUGUACACACUUUACACUUUGAGCAUCCACAAUCCAGAGUUCAACUCAAAAGUAGAAGAGGAAAGAAUGAAAGAUUACAAGUUACGACUUCAAUAUUUGGCUCGAUUGAUUCAAGGUUACAUUAAGAAAGCACGAGAUGCCACUUCUAGUGACAAAAAAACAAUACCAGAGAGCGAUGAGACUCGAGCCAACGCAAUGACCCUGCGAACUGCAACCAACAUCAACACUCUGGUUAAAGAGCUUUUCCAUCCCAAGCCCGCAAGCAAAAGUAGUGUCAGUUUAAGCUGGAAACCGAUAAAAACAAAAGCCGCAGCCAUCAAGCGAUCUAAUUCUAACCUUGAUCCAAACAAUGGGCAAACCACUGCGACAACAAAAACCGAGGAGACCACAACUAAUCCUACUAAUCCAAAGAGGAAACCAAUCACAGCCCCAGAAGAUUCAAGUCCAAAGAAAACACAAAGGCAACUUUACGCUCCUCCAAGUGGUAAAUUUAGCCACAAUUUCCGUGGAGGAUAUCAAAAUAAUCGUGGACGAGGUCGUGGAAUGGGAGGUGGUGGCGGUGGAGGUUUUCGCGGAGGAAACAGAGGCCGUAACAAUAGAUACAGCAAAAGAUACUCUUAUUAGAAAAUUACUCCACUCAAUUCACCCAUUUUCUCAUUAAACCUGCUGUUUAUCAAUCUCAGGACAAAUUGGAAACAAUUCUAGCUCUUCAUGGAUCAAUCUUUUUCCCCUUCAAUCGACAAACCUCCCAGCAAAUUAACUUAACAACGUUAACAAUCAACAAAAAAAAAUCAAUUCAUCAAUUCACAUUUAAAGCCAAAAAAAAUCAUUGAUUGUAUCAACAAAUAUCUGGAAAAAAAAUUACUAUUUAGGUCGAAGAAGAAAUUAAAUUAAAAGCAAAAUCUUUUUCACAAUUA